UCUUCUCCUUCCUCUCUCGACCUCGCUCUCGCUCACGGCUCACCCUCGCUGGCUCUCGCUUUCUGCCUCCUCAUCUCUUGCUCGUCCGCUCGCGCUUGCCCUCGCUCUCUGCCUCUCUCUUGCUCUCGCUCGGGCUCAGCCCCUCUUGCCUCUCGCCCUCUCUCUCUGCCUGACUGCCUCUCUCUUGCUCUCGCUCGCCUUCGCCCCCACGCUCGCUCGGCCAGUCGGCCUCGGCGCCUCGCCCUCUUGCUCGCUGCCCUGCCUCUGAUUCAGGUCUUCGUUUUACCUCCCCCCCGCCCCCCCCAAACUUCCAGAUUUGCUUCAUUCGACCCCAGAUUCAUUUUUGGGAAAUGCAAUCCUUUUGUGGAAGCAUUAGAUUGAUGAGACGUACAGAGAAGGUUCUACCAUGUGGACGUUUCUUAUUUACCAAAUGCAACCGUUCGAUUUGGAAUGAAGUGGAAGAUGUAAAAUUCGGUUGGAGUUCAACUGAUUGUUCAAAGGGUGUCUACUACCAGACACUGCUGAAGUCCACUUCUCAUUCGCCAUUGUCCUUGAAAAAGCCAAGUAUCAAAUCAGCCUUUUCAUUGCCAUCCAAUAAUGGUGGUACACAUUCAGCAUUGCCAUGCAUGGAUCAUGUAACCGGUCUUUUUCGCCAAUCAAAGGUUCUGCACAUUUUGUCAAGCAGAUGCAUCAGUACAGUGAAUAAUGCAGAUAACUCCAGUUCUCAAGAUGAUUCUGCUACCAGAUCUGGUGUUGCUCCGCGCAUCAAAUUUAAGAGGCUUGAUAAAACAGCCAGGAACAUAAUGAAGAUUCUCGACGAGGAAGCUGUAGAGGAAGUGAAAAAACAAAGAGAAAUACCUGAUAUAAAGCCUGGUUACAUUAUUCAACUCAAAGUGGAAGUACCUGAAAAUAGAAGGCGUGUUUCAAUAUUGAAAGGGAUUGUUAUAGCAAGACGCAAUGCUGGUUUUCAUACUACAUUUAGAUUAAGGAGGCUUGUAGCAGGAGUUGGUGUUGAAUCUCUCUUCCCACUGUACUCACCGAACAUAAAGGAGAUAAAGGUGCUGGACAAGAAGAAAGUGAGGAGGGCCAAGCUUUACUAUCUCAGGGAUAGAAUGAACCCACUUAAGAAGUAGCAAUGGCAAUCAUACUGAUAGUGGGAGGCAAAACAAUGUGUUGCCAAAGUGGUGGGGCUGGAUAGCCUGGAUAAGUAUUUGUAUGUUUAUAGUCCCACCUUUAUUUUCUCAGAGAAUCCGGUUUUUACUGGUCCAUUGUCAAAAUGCCCGCAGAGAAGUAGAAUCAGAAUGGUUGCCUGGGAAGUCGACUUCGGUGAUAAAUAAUAAAUUUAUGUUCAUUGUGUAACCCUUUUCAAAA
Molecule: messenger RNA, 1371 nt
Organism: Diospyros lotus (date-plum)
Lineage: Eukaryota; Viridiplantae; Streptophyta; Magnoliopsida; Ericales; Ebenaceae
Exons: 6
Coding region: 351-1133 (260 amino acids)
Biological process (GO): translation
Cellular component (GO): ribosome
Molecular function (GO): structural constituent of ribosome
Source: RefSeq, a predicted model, not a curated record